Molecule: messenger RNA, 1150 nt
Organism: Ochlerotatus camptorhynchus
Lineage: Eukaryota; Metazoa; Arthropoda; Insecta; Diptera; Culicidae
Product: retinol dehydrogenase 12-like
Exons: 3
Coding region: 52-1050 (332 amino acids)
Source: RefSeq, a predicted model, not a curated record
AGUCGUCUUGUUUUUUAUGUGUCGUGCGUGCCUCCGUUCUAAAUUUCUGUGAUGGGAGUCUUGCAAAAGAUUGCUUUGCUAUUGACCCUUGGCACUGUAACCUUUGCAAUUCGGUGGCAUUACAUCGGUCGACUCUAUCGGACCAGAAGAAAUUUCGCGAAUCGCGAGUUGAUUGUUAUCACCGGUGCAACUUCGGGCAUUGGGUUGGCCGUGGUCAGUGAACUAGUAUCACAAGCCUGCCAUUUGGUGCUGGGUUGUCGGAACCAAGCAGCCGGCCUUAAACUUCGCGAGGAUUUGAAGGAUCAAUUUGGCAGCGAUAUUGUUGUGGAUAUUUUUGACUUGGAUCUGAACUGCUUGAAGAGCGUCGCUGCGUUCGUGAAGCAAGUGAAUGCCUUGCAAAAACCUAUAUACGCUCUGGUGAAUAACGCCGGAGUAUUCUAUGCACCACCUGCGUUAACUGUGGAUGGGCUUGAACAAACUUUCCAGGUGAAUUUCUUGAGCCACUAUCUCAUAACGGUUUUGCUAUUACCCAGACUGAAACAAUUUCCUGGCAACAGUCGGGUCAUAAACGUGUCCUCUAAGGCACAUCAAGCCGUGGAAAGAUUUCCAGAUUUGGAGUUACAUCGAGACUUUGAAGAUCUACCUAGCAAUCGGUUCAGAGCGUAUCAGUACAGUAAAUUUAGCUUGGUGCUUUUUGCGCACAAACUCUCAUCGAUAUUGGCGGAUUCAACCGUGUCCAUUCACUGUGUAGAUCCCGGAAACGUUGAGACGAACAUCUACAGGAAUUUUCCACCCUUGGCGAAUAAGGCAUUGUUUUACUUACAAAAGCCACUGAGAAUACUGUUGAUUAAAACAUCUCGCGAAGGAGCUCAAGGAAUUCUGUACGCGAUACUUUCCGAGGAAGUUCCCAGAUUCUACAUCACGAAGCAUUACUUCAACGCAAACGAGAGCCACGAGGUAAAUCCUCGAAUCUACAAUCCCAUUUUAGGAGAUACGCUAUGGACAUUGAGUCGCCAAUUGUGCCGCGGACAUCUGCUCGAAAUGAGCUAGUUCCUAAAGUAUGGACAGACGAUGUUAGAGGACUGCGCAAAGAAUUGAUCAAUUUUCGUUUCAUGUCGAUGACUAAGCCUUCCGAACUGGCCCGCUGCCU